Molecule: messenger RNA, 3371 nt
Organism: Drosophila sechellia
Lineage: Eukaryota; Metazoa; Arthropoda; Insecta; Diptera; Drosophilidae
Gene: m
Product: zona pellucida domain-containing protein miniature
Exons: 8
Coding region: 434-2473 (679 amino acids)
Source: RefSeq, a predicted model, not a curated record
UUCGCGUUCGUCGCUCGCCGAGUCCACACGUGCUGCUGCUGCUAACGGUCGUGAUCGGUGAUCGUGAUCCGUGAUCCCAUGCCCAGUGUGCUGUCCAGUCCCGCCUACAACAAAUGUUGUUAAAAUAAAUCAAUUUCAAAUAAAAUAUAAAAUCAAAUAAGUAACACCACCCGAAGUGCUUACAAGUGUUAGUGCAAUUUUUUUUAUUGUUCUUGUUGUUGCCACUGCCUGUUACCGUUACUUGCUUAAGCUUAGCAAGAUACCGAGAAAGAACGAGAAGAGAGUUGAGAAGAAACGUCCCCGCGAAAGCCGGGAUUUCACAAAAGCACGGAAAUAUAAGGAGUCCAGAGCAGCUGUAACACACUCAGCUGUGUCCUUGACCUUCGGAAAGAUUGCACUUUAUCGAUCCGAUCGCCACGCCCACAGCGCCAACAUGUGGAGCCCACAAAAAGGCCCUACACGACUGUGGGACCUUAGAUUUAGUAGCUGUAUAUUUAUCUUACACUUAAUGUUUAGUUUAGUCAUAGCUGGUAAUGAACUGUGGCCCAUGGAACGGCCAGACGGAAUGCCCAAUAUCGUCUCACUGGAGGUGAUGUGCGGCAAGGAUCACAUGGAUGUACAUCUCACCUUUUCGCACCCGUUCGAGGGCAUUGUCAGCUCCAAAGGACAACACAGCGAUCCGCGUUGCGUUUACGUGCCGCCCUCCACGGGCAAAACGUUCUUCUCCUUCCGCAUCUCGUACUCCCGCUGCGGCACCAAGCCGGAUCUCAACGGACAGUUCUACGAGAAUACGGUGGUGGUUCAGUACGACAAGGAUCUGCUGGAAGUCUGGGACGAGGCCAAGCGAUUGCGAUGCGAGUGGUUCAAUGACUACGAGAAGACCGCCUCCAAGCCACCGAUGGUCAUUGCCGAUCUCGAUGUUAUCCAGCUGGAUUUCCGAGGUGACAAUGUGGACUGCUGGAUGGAGAUUCAGCAUGGCAAGGGACCCUGGGCGCCGCCAGUAAGUGGUAUUGUACCACUCGGCUCAACUUUGACCCUGGUAGUGGCCAUCAAUGAUUAUCGAGGCGAAUUCGACAUGCGUGUGAAAUCCUGCGUGGCCUCCGAUGGAUCUGGUCAUGUGAUCAACCUGUCCGAUGAAUUUGGCUGCGUGCUGCGACCCAAGAUGAUCUCACGCUUCUUGAAGGCACGUGCGCCCGACGAGAGGGCCACCGUGAUCACCUAUGCCUUCUUCCAUGCCUUCAAGUUCCCGGAUGCCCUCAGUGUGCACAUCAAGUGCAAGGUGGAGAUUUGCCGCCACGGCUGCCUCGAUCAUUGCCAGAACACGGGCGUGGGCGGUGGUGGCGGUGGAUCCGGCGAGAGCCUGGGAUUGGGUCUCGGCCUGGGACUGACCAAUGCCAAUGAGCGCAAGGAUGUGCACAUGUCGGAUGCCAUGGGCAGUAGCAGCAACGAUCUGCUCAGGGAUCUGGCACUGCCGCCGGGCGGUCAACACGGCAUGGGCAUGGGAAUGGGUCCAGAUCACGACAUCUUCUACGAGGACAUCAUUCACGAUCACAAGCAAACGCUGGGCGGCGGAGGAAUGCCAGCUGGCGGAGAUUAUGGCCACGAAAAGAGUGUUAAUCUGCAGCCACGACCCGUGCACGAGGAACAGGAGGAGGCGGAUCUCUCUGAUCUGUUUGGCGAUGAGGAUCUUGCCGACUUGGACAUGGAAGGCGGCGAGGGCGAGCGGUACUUGGGCCUGAAGAAGAGCGGCAAGUUCCCACACGGUCCACGGCAGCUGGAGGCCCAGAAACGUAUGGGUGUACCGAUGGCGGGACCCCGUUCCCUGGAGCCACACGGUCAUGGCGAUGAGGACGUGCCACGACCCGUUUACAGACCACAGGCGGAGGCGUUGAAGCAGCCACGCGAGGAUCACAUCGAUUUGGACAAGGAGGAGGAUGAGAAGGAGAAGGAGAAGGAACAGAAAACGCAGCAGGAGGACAAGCUGACAGGAGAAGCAGGUGCAGCAGCCAGCAAUGAUUCCUCCAAGAGCCGUCGCCGUCGUUCGUUGGUCAUUUCCGAUCGCAAGGUGCGCAGUGCCGACGUGGGCGUCAGCGGUCUGUACGAUGUUAUAUCCGAGGCGGAUCUGGCCUUCUCGCCGGACUCCAAACAGGAGGCGGUCACCGUGUUCCAGGGCAAGAUUAGCGAGGAGGUCGUCUACGGCAUUUGUAUGCCAGUGCCCGGCUUCAGCAUUCUCUUCAUCGUUGUCAUCUCGGCCACGAUCGUGUCCGCUCUGGUGGCCGGAUCCCUGCUAUAUCGCUAUCAGCUGCAAAAGGAGGCGCUGGAGAAGCAGACGCCCAUGCCGGUGACCGGAACACUGGCCUCCUGGAUGACCCUGCGACUCUUCCGCCUGCGACACAUGCAACAGCAGCAGCAACAACAGCAGCAGCAGCAACAAGUGAGGCAGCCGAGUUCAGGUCACGAAACGGUGCAGUGAUCAUCAUUCGGCAUCAAGAUAUAGAUCGCAAUCAGAAUCAUAAUCAGAACCAUAAUCAGAAUCGGAAUAGCAAUCGAAAGCGAAUUCAAAAUCGAAAUGGAAACCAGCAGAAAGCGAAAUCAAAUCACGUUGCCCACAUCUACGCCUUCCAUUAUUAUUUAUUUAUUAUGAUUAUUGUUUUUUUUUUAAACGUAUUAUUGGGUUGUUUGUUCGGGAUCCUGAUCCAAACGAAAAGAGAUACACAUGGUGCAGAUAUCAGAUAUCAGAGAUCGGGCAACAAUGCAAUACUCAAACUGCUCGAUUCGGUGCUGAAUGUUUUAAAAGUUUUUUUUUUGCAAUUUGUUUUUUGGUUGCAUUUAGUCGUUAAAUUGCGUAGAGGAAAUCAUAGAAAAAUAAUGGAAGAGUACGCAAAGAGAGAGAGAGAUGCACAAACAAAAUGAAAUGAAGACUCCGGAAAGGUGCUCCGUGCUUAAGGAGACGGAUGUUAUGCAACGCAUCCACUAGGCGUAAGGGAACUUAUUUAUUUAUACAUAUAUCUAUAAAGUAUACAUACGAGAUUUAGCUGUAAGUCGUGUGGUAUGGAAAUUUUUAAUUUUAUUUUGCUUUCGGACACUUGUUUUGUUUUUUUGUUGUGUGCUCUUUUCAACCGGCAUCCAAAACAUAAUUAGGGGAAUUUUAGUUAAAUUUUAGUACAUUCUCACUCUCACUCACACACACACUCAUAAAAGCACAGACUUACUGACGCACACAUACAAACCGACUACCAUUUUCCAUUGAAAGUAUGAAGAAAAGCAAAUGCAACUCCUUGCAUGCAUAUCAAAAUUUAAAGUUAAGUGCAAAUUUUAUAACUGCAAAAUUGACAAUUGAAUAAAGACUAGUUAAGAUGAAAAUUAAAUAA